This is a messenger RNA of Ostrea edulis (European flat oyster), 2206 nucleotides long. RefSeq lists its product as uncharacterized. NCBI's taxonomy places the organism in Eukaryota, Metazoa, Mollusca, Bivalvia, Ostreida, Ostreidae. The transcript is spliced from 9 exons. The record is from RefSeq and is a predicted model, not a curated record. Gene Ontology annotation, cellular component: MIS12/MIND type complex. Gene Ontology annotation, biological process: cell division; chromosome segregation. The coding region runs from base 98 to 850 and encodes 250 amino acids.
CUACUUUUACACCAACCAACAUCUUUAAAUUAGUUCUCUCCCCUAAAGUCCCUAGCUAAGUGAACCAGUUCAUUGUUUUGGCUCUGAUUUUGAAAAGAUGAAGAGAAGAUCAAGUUUAGCAGGGAGCAGAAUCCAUCUGCAGUUUGAAAAGACAGAGAUCAAAUCAUGUGGAGAGUUGUUCAAGAUUAUAAGUACAGAUAAAACAGAUGAAGAGCGUCUAGCUGCACUGCACAGACUCAGCUUGGAGUACACACUGCAGAAGUUAGAGGAAGAAAACCCUAACUUAGGGGGACUUCAGGAUAUGAAGAAAGCAUUGUUGGAGCAAGGUUUAAGAACUAUUUCUGAGUUAGAGGAAAAUGGAGGAUUUAAACAAGCUUGUAACAAUGACAGAAUACUGGCAGAGAACCCGAGUAAUUUGGAAUUGGAUGAAAUCAUAGAAACUUUGAUGAACUAUAACACAAGAGUGGGGGAGGAGAUAGAGCAGUGGGAGAAGUUACUGAAGGACUCCAGUAAAGCCAUAGCUGACUCGGAGGCACUGAAGCCAGACGAACUACCCCCUGUAACAUGGAAGGAAGUAAUGGUUGAUGAAGCUGCUGCUGCUGCUUAUUUACCAGGACCUCUCGAUGCUGGCCUAUACAACACACUGAGAAGAACGGUCCUGGAAGUCAACAACACAGUGGAAAAAUUAUCAAAGACAGUUUCAACAGUUCAGAAGAUCCAGACCAUUUGUGAUAAUAUUGUGAAGGAAAAAUGUGAAAAAUUCCAGGCGGAUUAUUUUGAAGACAACGUUAUGUUCACUCCACGGACCAUAAUUCAAAAAAUCAUUGACCAUAAGACUCCAAAGGUUUGAAGCAGGUGUGAAAAAUCAGUUGUCAAAGACAAAUGUGACCAUCACCUAGUAGUGCAACACAAGUUUAAAGCAGGGAACAGACUGUCUUGUGAACCCAAUAUUUGUACUUAGGAAUCCUGUUGGUAAUCUGUCAGUGAGUCCAAACUUAAACUGUAAUGUAGCUGUUAUAUAUACAUUGCAGCAGUUGUUUAUCAUUCAAUAUCCUCUGAACAAUUGUGAUAAUAGCAGUCUGUAUGCAAAAUUAUACUGAUUUGCACGAAUCUUUACCAGUAGCACUUAUUUUAGCUGUAUCUGUCCUCUAGCAAUUAUUUUGGCCAAAAAAUUCAAUGAGUUUGUUCCGAACUGCUGUCCUGUUUGAAAGAGAAUUGCUUUCAAAACUGCGAUUUAUUACACCUGCUAAAACAUAUUUUGUAUAUGGAUUAUAUAAUAAUCAAAAACUGUAUAAAAUGAUGAAUACUAAUUAAAACUGCUAAAAACUGGAAGAUUUCCUUUUAUGCCAUUGUGAAACAGUAAAGCCUAUCAUUAGACCCCAAUUCUCUAUGACUAUUUUCAAUGAAAAUUACUGUAUACAUAUGUGUAUAUUUAUAUUACUGUAUACAUGUGUGUAUAUUUAUAUUACUGUAUACAUGUGUGUAUAUUUAUAUUACUGUAUACACGUGUGUAUAUUUAUAUUACUGUAUACACGUGUGUAUAUUUAUAUUACUGUAUACACGUGUGUAUAUUUAUAUUACUGUAUACACGUGUGUAUAUUUAUAUUACUGUAUACAUGUGUGUAUAUUUAUAUUACUGUAUACAUAUGUGUAGAUAUUUAUAUUACUGUAUACAUAUGUGUAUAUUUAUAUUACUGUAUACAUGUGUGUAUAUUUAUAUUACUGUAUACAUGUGUGUAUAUUUAUAUUACUGUAUACAUGUGUGUAUAUUUAUAUUACUGUAUACAUGUGUGUAUAUUUAUAUUACUGUAUACAUGUGUGUAUAUUUAUAUUAUAUACAUGUGUGUAUAUUUAUAUUACUGUAUACAUGUGUGUAUAUUUAUAUUACUGUAUACACGUGUGUAUAUUUAUAUUACUGUAUACACGUGUGUAUAUUUAUAUUACUGUAUACACGUGUGUAUAUUUAUAUUACUGUAUACACGUGUGUAUAUUUAUAUUACUGUAUACACGUGUGUAUAUUUAUAUUACUGUAUACAUGUGUGUAUAUUUAUAUUACUGUAUACAUAUUAAAUUUAUAUAAAAAUACCAGUUAUCCAGUUUGCACUGUAGAUACAUCUACGACAGUCAGUGUACCGUUAUACAUCAAAUAAUGCUUUUGUUGAUUUGUACUCCUUUAUGUAAAUAAAUCAAAGAUAUCCAUAGUAAA